Molecule: messenger RNA, 1146 nt
Organism: Sitophilus oryzae (rice weevil)
Lineage: Eukaryota; Metazoa; Arthropoda; Insecta; Coleoptera; Curculionidae
Exons: 7
Coding region: 182-1075 (297 amino acids)
Cellular component (GO): nucleus
Molecular function (GO): zinc ion binding
Source: RefSeq, a predicted model, not a curated record
UGUGGCUAACAGUAUUCGUCCUCCUCUAUAAACUUCUAUAGUUUUCGUUAGCAAAAACUUUUAUGUAUAUUUUUUUUGUAAACUGAAUUUGUUACUGUAGAUAGUUUAUUUAUAUGUUACGCAAUUUGUAUAUUAAGCUUAAUAUACAUUUUUUUUUAUUUGAUUCAGUCCGAAAUUAGCAAUGUGCGAUAAAAUACAGUACGUUUCCGAUUUCAAAAAGAUUUGUAGGACAUGUUUGUCCCCAUUAGAAGCCAAACACUCGUUUUCCAUUUUCGAAGACUUUUUUGUGGCUAAACACUUGAGCGAAAUAACAAAUGUCGAAUUUGUACAGAACCCAGCAUUCUCUACAAGUAUAUGUUUUAAAUGUUACCUGCAGCUUAAAACGGCAAUAAACUUCAAAGACCAGGCGCAAAAGGUCGAAUCGCAAUUGCAAAGAAUUGCAAUGUUAUUAAAGGUCUCCAGCUCCAGCCAUGUUCCCGACGUUGAAGUUGUAGAACAGGUUGAUAGUGAAAAUUUGGAUAGAAAUGAUGAAGAGAUAGACACAACAUUGACCAGCAGAGAACCUUUAGAAUCUUUACAAUAUCAAAAUGACAAUGAAAUUAUUUUAGAAAAACCAUCUAAUGAAAAGGACAUGGGUAAAAUAAAAAUCUUAGAAGAUAUAAAAUACUACAAUGAAAGUGAAGUUGUUUUAGAACAACCAUCUGAUCAUGAGUAUCAUGUUAAAAAGGAUUCCUUCGAAUAUAACAGUGUUAAUGAAAUUGUUCUAGAAAAUGCAUCUAAUCAAGAUGAGUAUGAUGUUAAUGUAAAAAUGGAAAUUGACAUUGGGAAAACAAAGUUCCAUCAAGAAAUCAUUGAAGAGAAAACUACAACAGGGCCAAUAAAGACAAAUGUAUGUCCAUUAUGUGGCAAAAACUUUAAGUUGAAAAGUAGCUUAAACAGACACAAAGACACAUGCAAGACAGUUGAUAAAUCGAAAGGGAAAAGGGGCCUUAGCAAAUCGUUAGCUUGUUCUUAUUGUAAGCAGUUAUUUGUUUACGAGGGGUCUUUAUUAAGACAUGAAAGAAUCAUGCAUUAAGGAAAGAAAAAUAGACACUUGGGAACAUGAUUCCAUGAAACAUGUUUCCGACAUGGACAUGAAAAAAAAAA